GGAGAUGCAAGCGACGCCAGGUGAGAGUUUGGCGCAACUUUGAUGAAGACGGGAGCGCGGAGCUGUGUCUACACGGAAACCGUCGGUAUUUAAACCUGCUGCCGAGCCUCACCGCGAACAGCCUCACCUCUGUUCCAUCACCUGUGCUGGAUGUUACAGGAGAAAGAGAGAAAAAAAUCAGUGUGACUCUCGCAGAGGACGGACUUGUUUAAAUAAGGUUUUAUUGGUGUGACUGCUGAACCAAACAAUGAUCCUGAACGCCACAGACUUGGGCUGGGAUUCUGAAUCCUCAGGUGCAGAGCCCAUCAUCCCAUCAGACCAACUGGGAAGGUCGUCUGCUUAUGAACUCCCACCUCUCACAGUGUGGGGCGUGGCCCUCUGCGUUUCAGGGACCCUCAUUGCGACUGAGAAUGCCAUCGUAGUGACCACCAUCCUGGCCACCUCGUCUCUUCGUGCCCCUGUCUUCCUGCUGCUUGCCAGCCUUGGUAUGGCUGAUCUUCUGGCUGGUGUGGCGCUGAUUCUGCACUUCCUCUUCAUGUUCUGUGUGGAGCCCAGUGAUUGGUCAGAACUGCUGACCUCAGGACUACUGGUGACAUCACUGACUGCCUCCCUCUGUAGCCUAAUGGGUGUUGCCUUGGACAGGUACCUGUCUCUGAGCCACGCCCUCACCUAUGGCUCAGGGCAGUCGCGGCGGAGAGCCGCCAUCCUCCUGCUGCUGGUCUGGUUGGGUGCAUGCAUGAUUGGGGCGGGGCCAGCAAUGGGAUGGCACUGUCUUGAAGACCCAAAUUCCUGUUCUGUAGCACGACCUCUGACCCGGACAUAUCUAUCGCUGCUGUGUGGGGGCUUCCUAGUGGUUGUAAUGGUAACCCUGCAAUUGUACGCUGGGAUCUGCCGUGUCGCUAGGCGGCACGCCCAUGCCAUCGCUACCCAAAGGCAUUUCCUCCCUUCCAAUCAGUCAUAUGCAAGCAAGCACGGCAGCGGGAGAGGUUUCUCUAGGUUGAUCCUGGUCCUCAGUGUGUUUGUGGGCUGCUGGAUGCCCUUCUCCCUCUGGGGGCUGCUAGGAGAUGCGUCCAGCCCUCCUCUGUACACCUAUGCCACCUUGGUGCCAGCUGCAGGUAGCUCCCUACUAAACCCUAUUCUCUACAGUCUGAGACACAAAGACAUUCGCAAGGUGCUGCUCCACGCCUGCUGCCCACACAGAUACUCGCACAGCACACACAUACACUACCCUGUUGAUGUGUAAACUGCCAAACCUCAGCAGACUCAACCCAACACAAGAUCUAUGCCAGACAUAUCACCGUUUGUGUGCCAAAAUACGCUCAUUGCUGCACUGACUGUCACUUGGAUCCAGAACGAGGAGUCUCUGACACAUGCAUACUCCCACACACGCAGGCAGCACUUUUCAGAGAUAAAAGUGUUUCUACAAAUCAGAAUGUACUGAGCUGUCCUGGCUGGUGGCCAUUUUGGGACAAAAGAUACUGUUUGUGCUGUGUACCUCAUCCUCAGUCAACUGUAGCUUCACUGGAUUCCCAGAAGAAAACAAUCACAGAAAUACUAUAAUGUGU
This is a messenger RNA of Oreochromis aureus, 1565 nucleotides long. RefSeq names its product G protein-coupled receptor 186 (gene gpr3). Gene Ontology annotation, cellular component: membrane. Gene Ontology annotation, molecular function: G protein-coupled receptor activity. Bases 248 to 1243 code for a protein of 331 amino acids. Lineage: Eukaryota; Metazoa; Chordata; Actinopteri; Cichliformes; Cichlidae. The record is from RefSeq and is a predicted model, not a curated record. The transcript is spliced from 2 exons. Gene Ontology annotation, biological process: G protein-coupled receptor signaling pathway.